This is a messenger RNA of Loxodonta africana (African savanna elephant), 12838 nucleotides long. It is a transcript of the gene PRKAG2, whose product is annotated as protein kinase AMP-activated non-catalytic subunit gamma 2. Gene Ontology annotation, cellular component: cytoplasm; nucleotide-activated protein kinase complex; nucleus. Gene Ontology annotation, biological process: protein phosphorylation; regulation of catalytic activity. Bases 10645 to 11751 code for a protein of 368 amino acids. Gene Ontology annotation, molecular function: AMP binding; protein kinase binding; protein kinase regulator activity. The transcript is spliced from 12 exons. The record is from RefSeq and is a predicted model, not a curated record. Lineage: Eukaryota; Metazoa; Chordata; Mammalia; Proboscidea; Elephantidae.
CUCCCCUCCUCAAAGAAGUGGCAACCUUCAGUCAUUAACAGCCUGUGCCCUGUCUUACUUCUUACCAGUCCUGCAGUGUCGUGGAUCACUUGUGUGGCCUUUCUAGCCAUGGUCUUGUAAUUCCCACCCAGGUGAUUAGGUGGGCCUGUGUCAUAGGGUAAUUGUGGCCCAUCAAAGGGAUUGGUCAGCUUUGCCAUUCUGCUAGGCUUGAAAUGAGCCAUCCCAGAGGUGGAAAAGAAGACACCACCACCAUCAAGAAAGAACAGCCAGGAGCCAGCACAUCUUUUGGACCCAGGAUCCCUGCUCUGAGAAGUUCCUGGACCCAGGAGACAGAGGGCAAGCUAUAACCCUGAGGACAGCGAGAAACAGCAGGAGACAGCAUGGUGGGCUCCCCAGCCCACAGGGCAAGAAGGCUGAGUGCUUUUGAGCAGAAGCUGAGGGCCAGGGAGAGCCACGCCUGUCAGCAUGGCUGGGAAUAGGCUGUCCUGAUGGAAGAACUGUAUCCUUGAGUGUUCCUGAGCCUGAAUUGCAACCUGUUACUUCCCUAAUAAACCCCAUUAUCGUGAGUAUGGUCUGUGAAUUCCCUGAGGCCGUUGCAAUGAAUUAUCAAACCCAGCAGAGAAAUAGAGAAUGCCAUGGGAGGGGCAGUUGGUGUCGGAAUUGGUAAGAAUCAGCCUUAGGCUGUUGAUCUUGAUUCUCCUUCCUCCUUGUGAAGUUAGAGAAGGUCAGACACUGCCCCAUGCCAUUUUUACAGCUCCCUGCCUGGUACACUAAGAUCUGGCAGUAAUUUAAAUGCUUCUGUUUUCACUAACCAGGCACUUUCUCACCCGUUUGCCUUUGCACAUCUUACUUGGAUUGAUGCCUCUGAGAGGGAACUUUUGGAGAGGGAAAAAGACUGAAGGCUAAGAAUGGAAUCUUAGAGAGUAGACACAUUUAUGAAGUAGAAGAAAGAACACUCAGGGAAAGAAACAGAAUGAGUGGUCAGAGAGGUGGAGCAGCAAUGUUAAAAUCAUUGUAGAAGCCAGGGAUAGCCUAGAGCAAAGUUUCCCAACCUCUACCCUAUGGACAUUUAGGACCAAUCGGAUUAUUCUCUGUUGCAGGGGUGGUCCUGUCCUGUGCCUUGUAGGAUGUUUAUCGGCACCCACUAGAUGCCAGUAGAACUGCGGUCCCCCCUCCACUCCCCGCCCCCACCAAGUCUUGAUGAUCAAAAAUGUCUCUAGAGGUUACCAGAUGUCCUUUUGGGACAGAAUCACCCCUGGUUGAGAACCGUUGGUAUGGAGGAAGAUUUGUGGAAUUCCUGGGUUCUGCGGACUUUCUCCAGAUGAUCUCUCUUCAUCCACAGAGCUACCGUAUCAGGCAUCUGCAGUUAUUCUGGUUUAAAGAUGAGGAAACUGAGGUCGAAGAACCAGUGUCAAGUGAUUUGGGGACGUGGUGAGGUCUGAGGAAAGCCAUGAGGAUUGGUGUUCACAGGCUGUUGAUGAUAGAAGGCCAUGUGCAGAGACGGGAGAAGCAAUGGAGGACAAGUCGCAUUCCACAACGCUAAAUGAAAGGCCUGCUGGUGAAAUAGGCCUCGGGGUCAUAGACCGUUGCUUUCAGACGUUCACUUUUGAAAGAAAAUGUGAGUAAGGUCAAGUGGAAAUGUGUUUUCUUCCAAAAGGUGAGUGUGUGUAAGUAGAAAAGACCAGCCAGUGAGGGAGAAGGGUUGGAGGGAGAGCAGACAAGAAAGGUGAGAGGGGUACUGUAGCUGAAGAAGCAAAGUUUAAGAGGUCUCUGUGGAACUUCUCUGCCUCUCUUUCUCCUUCCUGUCCAGAGUCCACGCUCUCUGAGAUGCAGCUCCGACCUCAGCCAUUUUCUGCUUCAGCCCCUUAGUGCCCCAUCAUCACCUCAGAGCAAAGCCCAGACUCCUUGGUCUGGCAGCACAACCCCCUCACUUCUAGCCUGCCCCCACUGCUUCCUUAAACCCACUGGGGUUCAGUCAGACUAAGCCAUCUGCUGGCCCCUCAUAAAUGGGGAAGAAAUUGAAGUUGUCAAGAAUUUCAUUCUACUUGGAUCAAUAAUCAGCACCCAUGGAAGCAGUGACCAAGAAACCAAAUGAUGCAUUACAUUGGGUGAACCUGCUGUAAAAGAGUGUUGAAAAGCAAAGACAUCGCUUUGACUAAGUUGUGCCUAACCCAAGCCGUGAUCUUCUCAAUUGCCUCAAAUACACGUGAAAGCUGGAUAAUGAAAAAGAAAGAUGGAAGGAAUAUUGGCACGUUUGAAUUGUGGUAUUGGUGAAGAAUAUUGAAUGUCAGAAGAACGAACAAAUCAAUUUUAGAAGAAUCACAGCCAGGGUUCUCCUUAGAAGCCAGGAUGAUGAGACUUUGUCCUGCUUACUUUGGGCAUAUCAUCAGGAGGGACCAAUCACUAGAAAAGAAAAUCAUGAUGAUUUGGAUAGAAGACCAAAUCAGAAGACCAUUCCUAUGAGUUUACUGACAAUUCAGAUGAAAGCACGCAGUCUUUUCGAUUACCUAAAGGAACAGCAAGGUGAAGACUUAUCAUGAGUAAUGCCAACAAGGGUUGGUUUCAUUACUUGAAAUGGAGAUUUGGCUUACAUAAUGUGCGCAUAACUGGAGGAGCAGGAAGCACUGAUGUUGAAGCUGCCAAAAAAUUCAAGGAUGAACUGGACAAGGCAAUACAACACGAAAAGGAAGGAGAGAAGUUGUCAAAAAUUUUUACAAUGCUAGCAAGCAGCCAUCUAAGAUGCAUCAAUUGGUCUUAACCCACCUGGAUCAAAGGAGAAUGAAGAACACCAAGGACACAAGGUAAUUACGAACCCAAGAGACAGAAAGGGCCACAUGACCCAGAAACUACAUCAUCCUGAGACCAGAUGGUGCCCGGCUACAACUGAUGACUGCCCUGACAGGGAACACAACAGAGAAACCCUGAGGGAGCAGGAGAGCAGAGGGAUGCAGACCCCAAAUUCUCAUAAAAAGACCAGACUUAAUGGUCUGACUGAGACUAGAAGGACCCCAGUGGUCAUGGCCCCCAGACCUUCUGCCUGCCCGGGACAGGAACCAUUCCCGAAGCGAACCCUUCAGACAUGGAUUGGACUGGACAAUGGGUUGGAGAGGGAUGCUGGUGAGGAGUGAGCUUCUUGGAUCAGGUAGACACUUGACACUAUGUUGGCAUCUCCUGCCUGAAGGGGAGAUGAGAGGGUGGAGGGUGUUAGAAGCUGGCGAAAUGGACAUGAAAAGAGAGUGGAGGGAGGGAACGGGCUGUCUCAUCAGGGGGAGAGCAAUUGGGAGUACGUAGCAAGGUGUAUAUGAGUUUUUAUGUGAGAGACUGACUUGAGUUGUAAACUUUCACUUAAAGCACAAUAAAAAUUAUAAAAAAAAUUUUUUACAGUGAAGAGAUUAGCUGCAAUUUUUUCUAAGCUAGAUCAAGGGCUUCGGUUGCUUGUAAAUAUGGACACAAAUGUUAAUCACUUUGCUAAAUUUGAUGGGCAGAUUCAGGAAGCAGCAAGAUGUUACUGUGAGAUAUAUGAAAAAAGAAAAGGACUAUACAGACAACUCUCACAAAUUUUCUGGCCAGAAACACCAUCCCUACUCCCAGGGAUAAUCCAGAUGACCCAGAACCAUCCACAAAUAGAGUUAUUACAGCAACUGACAAAGUACCACCAUCUAACUCUUCAUCAUUGGAGUAAAUUUUUAUGAUUUAUGUGUUUUUAUGUAUGUGUGUAUUAAAAUGUAUCUUUAAAUUUAUGUGUAAUUUUUCCAACCCCCAAGACAAAGAUCAGAUUUAUAAAGAUACUGAUAAUAGAAGGCGAUAAUAAUGAAAACUAUUAAAAAUGAGGUAUUCACCUUAAAGUCAGAACUGACUUACAAUGGAGUCAUUGGAACAGAACCCCAUCAUAUGUCAGGGACUACCUGUAAUUCUAGUAUCAAAACUGCUGCUUCUAAUAAAGCACUCUGGUGGCGUAGUGGUUAAGUGCUAUCUAUGGCUGCUAACCAGAAGGUCGGCAGUUCGAAUCUACCAGGCGCUCCUUGGAAACUCUGUGAGGCAGUUCUACUUUGUCUCUAGGGUCGCUUUGAGUCGGAAUCGACUCGACAGCACUGGGUUUGGUUUUUGGGGUUUAGUGAUACUGAUUAUACCUGCCAACAAAAGCGAGCCCAGAAAGUUAAUGAAGUGGGUAAAACAGUGAUGCUCCCCAAAACUGAUUUUUUACCACCUAUUUUUUAAUGUAACGUGGCAGCCCUGGUGGUGCCGUGGUUACACAUUUGCCUGCUAACCAGAAGGUCUGCAGUUCAAAUCCACCAGCUGUUCCUUGGAAACCCUGUGGGGCGGUUUUACUCGGUCCAGUUGAGUCGCUGUGAGUCAGAAUCGACUCGGUGGCAACGGGUUUGGUUUUUCGGUUUAAUAUAACCUGAGGUAGCGUAUCUCUGAAACCUGCAGAGCCCGGUGCAAGUGCAGCAGCAUCUCUGCUAAGAAAGAUGGUAUAUGAUCAGCCCUUCCUGGUAUUCAGGUUGCUCACCGUUUGUGAGACGCCCGGACAGGUGCUCGGUAAUCAUUUCGAUCACUCCUGUCUCUGAUUCUGUGUUUACCAAGCAGUUCUCUGUCUCCACUGUGGCUUCCACGUGUAUGUAAACUAAGCGGCUGUUUUAGCUUACCCAGCAGUUACUCGUCUAUUUGGCUUGAACACUCGGGUCCCCCUACGACAGAUAGUUACAGAAUCCGUUUUCUUAAACUUUAAAGCUGGAAUGUGGUGACGUCUCCAGGUGCCUCCCAGGCUUCUACCUGAGUGACGUCUCCAGGUGCCUCCCAGGCUUCUACCUGAGUGACGUCUCCAGGUGCCUCCCAGGCUUCUACCUGAGUGACGUCUCCAGGUGCCUCCCAGGCUUCUACCUGAGUGACGUCUCCAGGUGCCUCCCAGGCUUCUACCUGAGUGACGUCUCCAGGUGCCUCCCAGCCUUCUACCUGAGUGACGUCUCCAGGUGCCUCCCAGGCUUCUACCUGAGUGACGUCUCCAGGUGCCUCCCAGCCUUCUACCUAAGUGCUGUUGUAAACUGCAACAGUGAUUGCUUAAUAAUCGAAGAUUGUUUUGUAGGCAAAAUAUUUGAAUUGUGUGUACAGAAUAUGGAGGAAAAGAUAACAAAAGGGGUUGUUGGUGGCACCCUUCUCUCAGUGGGUAAGUGCAAGAUCAGGGAGACUCCUUACUGGGCACUGUCAUCACUGCAUUCUGUCUGUCACCACCCUGACAGGCAUUUCUUCUGAGUGCCCCCUUUUGCCUUAAAAAUAAAGGUAGAGAAUGUCAGACUUCACGUCUUACACUAUCGGUGGCCAUUUCCACAACUCUGAAUUGAAAACUAUCCCUAAUGUCUAAGCAGAUUCCCGUUUUUAUAGACAGAUUAGGAGAGUAAGCAGCACUCUCUACAAAUGUUAAACGUAUAGGGGAAAAAACCCCAUUGCCGUCGAAUUGAUUCCAACUUAUAGUGAUCCUAUAGGAUAUGAUAAAACUGCUGCAUGGGGUUUCCAAGUUGCUGCUGGUGGAUUUGAACUGCCAACCUUUAGUUUAGCAGCCAAGCUAAGGUAAAAUUACAGUUGAUACUAGUGGCGCAAUGGUUAAGUGCCUCACUGGUAACAGAAAGGUUGGCAAUUCGAUCCCACCCAGCCACUCUGCAGGAGGAAGACCCGGCAAUCUGUUCCUAUAAAGAUUACAGCCUAGAAAACCCUAUGGGACAGUUUACUCUGUCACAUCAGGUUGCUCGGAGUUAAAAAUCAACUGGACAGCAACUGACCACAACAGUUGUAACCUUAGUGGAAAAGUAUGUGAGGCAAUUGGUAGGUCUGGGUUAGUGACUUUGUGCCACUCAUCAUUUACCUCUUCUGUGACAGACGUUUGUCUAAAAUAAGCCCGAAAUGAGUGGCAAGAUAGCGGGAAGUGCUUGUUAAGUCACUAAGCACAUAGAUGAGAUGUUUUAUCAGUGUUUUCUUCCUUUUCACGUUUAGAAACUUGCCUUUCUAGUUGGGGUUCAACCCCCAUUGGAAAAGUGGCUGACCGUCCCUGGGAGUGAUGGGACAGUCUUACCUUUAGACUGAAAAAGAUUUAGGGGUACACCAUAAGAAAUAAAGUAUAAGGUUAACUCCUCAUGUAACUCGCUAACCAAGGGUGAUUACCUUAACUUCAGACAUUGGAAAAUUAUACAUAUCUUAUUAUUAAAAGGCUAUUAAUUUGAAUGGGUAUUCGUAAGAUUGUUUAGAAGAAUUACAUUAAUUUAUAAAACAUAAUUGAUUGGCAUAUUAAUUUGCUUUUUUAUAAAUGCUGUUGACUUAAAGUCUUCCAGUUCACUCACUGUUUAGGUAUUUUCAGUAUUAGUGGUGAGAAAACCUAUGAUGUGCGGAGGGGUGGUGUCUUAGGCUGGGUUCUCUGGGGAGCAAAACCAGUGAAGCGUAUACAUAUAAAUGUACAUGAGGGUAAGUCAAGAAGUAUCGCUACUAGGGUUCCAGUUCAUACAUGCCUGGGUUUAUUCCAAACAAAACGUGUUUAAACAUGUCUCUGUGCUCAGUGGAUGGCUGCAGAAAAGCUCUCUCAGUAAUACACUUGUCUUAGUCUCGUUAAGGUGCCUUCAGAAAAAAAAAAGGAUACUUUUUAUGCCAUGGAAAAAAAUGAUUUUCAGGUCACCACCACCACUGCCGUUGAGUCGAUUCCGGUCAGGGCUGAUAUAAAUUUUUAACAAAACUCAAGUGGACAUACUCCUAAAUCAUUGAAACUUUGCAGCAAGUUUAUGGGAAGGCUGCCCCACAGAAAACAACCGUUUUUAGAUGGAUCACAAGUUGAGGGUUGGGAAGAUCUCAAAGAUGAGCCAAGAGAGGGAUGACCGCUCAGAAGGUUAUGGCGACUGUUUUUUGGGAUUCCAAAAAGGUAAUUUUGAUAGAUUUCCAGAAAGGACACAGGAUGAUCACGGGGGCUUAUUAUGAAGAAAUUUUAAGAAAAUUAAAAAUUGCAUUGGUGAGGAAAAGGCCAGGAAAGUUGUGCCUAGGAAUUUUUUUUUCCAUCAUGACAAUGCAACUAUUCGUUCUUCGAGGGUAGCAAGGGCUGUCCUGUGAGAAUUCCUUUGGUAAACCUUACCCCAUCCACCCUACAGCCCUGAUCUUGCCCCCAUAGACUUCUUUUUGUUCCCAAAACUCAAAGAGCAUAUAAAAGGAACACAAUUUAGGUCUUCCGAGGAUGCCAAAACAGCUAUUUUGAUGUGGUAUAAAUCAAAUAGGGCAGAAUUUUUCAGGGAAGGGUUAGAGAGAGAUGGAAACGCCACCUUCAGAAGUGCGUAGACCUAGGUGGAGGAUAUGUUGAGAAACAAUAGCUUCGCAUUUUGAUAUUUUUAUUUAAUGAAGAUUUCUAUGAUUUGUAGCAAUACUUUGACUUACCGUCAUAAAGAGAGAGAUUUAUUUCACAGAAAUGGCUCACGUGGUUGUGGAGGCUGGCAAGUCCCAGAUCCGUGGGUCAGGCUGGAGGCUUCUCCUAACUUAUGUGGUUGUCGGGGCUGACAAACUCAAAAUAAGGAGGUCAGACGGCGGGCUGCUGACUCACGGGGCUGCAGGACCUGGCAAAAUACAAGAUCUGCAGGCCAGGUGACAGGCUGCUGACUAAUAUCCCAAGAACCAGAGUCAGAUGAUGACGAGUCAGAUGGAGGAUUGAGAGAGAGCUUUGCCAGAACAUCUAUGUAUAUUGGAUGCCGGUCACAUCCCUAAGGAAACCCCCUUACAUCAGAUUACAAAAUGGAGGAUAAUUACAUAAUGUUGAGAAUCAGGGCCUAGUCAAGUUGACACAGCAUUAACCAUCACAGUCCAUCCCUUGUCAACUUGGCAUCUGUACACAUCUCCUUAAACCAUAGAUGAUCCCUAAAUAAAGACAGUUAUUAAGUCAUUCUUGAGCCUAACGUGAUACAAUAACAUGCGUCCAACUGAAAACACCCUACUCUGUUUAAAUCUUAUAUUUUAUAAGUAAUGGGAUAAGGGAUGGAAAACAAAAAUAUUUGUUUUCUACAUAUAAAUAUAUAUGUGUGUAUAUAUACACACACACGUGUAAUAAAACAAGGAAGAAAUACUCAUAACAACAGUCCUUGUUUUCUGUAACUGGUUAUGUGGUUGUAACUGAUAUUUAGAAUUACCUUCUUCUACUAUCCGUUCCGUAUUCCCUAUACCCUCAGCAAGCACCACAUGGUUCUUUGGUGGGGUGUCCAAAACCUUCAUUCCUGAAGGGUCUGGGAUUUAGUAGUUGUGUUGGAAUUGGGUUGCCGUAGUUUUCCAUUGACUUUAAUCACAGGGCAUGAUAGUACUAAGAGACACCUAAGGGAUCUCCUCUAUUUCAGGCAUAAUCUUCUUUACCUCCAUUAUGUAGUAUCAGCCUGAUUUACUGUUGGUAAUCAGGAUCGAUCACAUCAGCCAAUAUGGUAACUUCCUUCUUUGCCUGUUGAUCCAGGGGCAUGAGGAGCCUAAAAUGGCAGGCUGGCUUUCUUAACUUCCAGUUCAGUGGAAUCCGUGUUGUUUCCCCAGGUGGGAGAAUUCCUCCCUUUGGAAAAAAGACUUAUAGAUCCCCAGAGCAUUGGGUUGUGGGGACAGGAAGCAAAAGAUUUUCGAGUAGGUCCCUAGGAGUAAUAGUGAGUGGUGCCACUCCCAUUUCCACCCUCUUGAUUCCUGGACCCGCAAAUCCUGGCUGUGAAAGAAACAGCACCAUAUGUUGGACACUAGUUUAGAGCUUAUACAGCCCCUUGUACAGCAUUGCCCAACCCUGCAACAUAUUGCCACCUACCUGUCACCAUAAUUAUAUCUUUAGAAGGCCAUUCCAUUUUUCUGUCAAGCCAGCUGCUUCAAGAUGAUGGGGAACAUGGUAAGACUGGUGAAUUCCCUGAGCAUAGGCCCAUUGCCACACUUCAUCUGUGCAGAACCGUCUGCAAACCAAACAUGAAUUUUCACUUCCUCAGUCAACUGAUCAUAAGGAACUCCCCAAGAGGCCAUAAAUGCAGACUGGAAGAGGAAAGGUAAUGUGACAAGGGUUGAGACCAUGGGCAUGUGGGCCAUUUCCUCAUUUAACUUACUCAUGUCUUUGGGUUCUGUCUGAGCCUGAUCUCGUAUAUACCACUACCAUUUAAUGAUAGAAUGCUGCUUUGCAUGUCUGACUUUAUGACUCUGUGGGUCAGACAAUACCCAGUUCAUGAUAGACAGCUCAGGCCGCAUGGUGACUUGGUGGCCUAUGGUUAAGCGCUCAGUUUUUGCUAAGGCCCAGUAACAAGCCCAGAAGCUUCUCGUAAGGAGAUUAGUUACCUACAGGGGGCGGCAGGGCUUUGCCCAAAAUUACUAAGGGCCUGUAUUCUUAUUCACCAAUGGUGGCCUGCCAAAGUCUCCAAACAGCAUCUCUAUCUGCCGCUGCCACUUCAAGCACUGUCGAACCAGCCAGAUCGUAUGGACCAAGUGAUAUAGCAGCUUGCACAAUAUCCUGAACCUGUUGUAGAGCCUUCUCUUGUUCUGGGCCUGUCUUAGUCAUCUAGUCCCAGUCCAGUAGGCUAGAAGUCCAAAUUCAGGGCCUUAGCUCCAAGAUAAGGCUUUCUCUCUCUGUUGGCUCUGGAGGAGGGUCCUUGUGAUGCAUCAGUCUUCCAGAGAUGUUCCCAUCUCAGCGCAGGAACCUCGGGUCCAAAGGAUGCACUCUGCUCUCGGCACUGCUUUCUUGGUGGUGUGAGGUUCCCAUGUCUCUCUGCUUGCUUCUCUCUUUUAUAUCUCAAAAGAGAUAGGCAUAAGACACUAUCUAAUCUUGUAAAUUUCAUCAGUAUAACUGCCACUAAUCUAUCUUAUUACCUCACAGUGAUAGGACUUAUAACACAUAGGGAAAUAACAUCAGAAGAUAAAAUGGUAGACAUUUAUACAGUUAUAUAAGGGAAUCAUGACCUAGCCAAGUUGACAGAUAUUUUUGGCAGGUACAAUUCAAUCCAUUACAGGGCCCCACUCAAACUAGUAGGUUUUUGAGUCACUUGAUAAACAGGGUGGAAUAACACACCCAAAUGAGGGAUAUAUUGCCUCCAAAAUCCAAAGAGGCCCACCAGGCAUUCUGCCUCCUUUUUAGUUGUAGGAAUGGCCAGAUGCAAUAACUCAUCCUUCACCUUAGAAGGAAUAUCUAGACAUUCCCACACCUGAUGACCCCUAGGAAUUUCACUGAACUGGAAAGCACCUGAAUUUUUGUCAGAUUAAUUUCCUACCGUCUAAAAAAAAAAAUUUUUUUUUUUUUUUUAAGCAUACAAAUAUUUUACCAAUAAGCCUAGAGUCAUUGGUACUUCUUCCUUACUAGGUCCAAUAAGCAUAAUGUCAUCAAUGUAGUGAAUGGACCAGUGUGACAUCUCGUGGAAGGGAAAGGUGACUAAAAUCCCUGCGGACUAAAUUAUGACAUAGGGCUGGAGAGUUAAUAUACUUCUGCGAUAGGACAGUGAAAGUGUAUUGCUGGCCUUGCCAGCUGAAGACAAAUUGCUUCUGGUGUCCCUUUGAUACAGGUGUGGAGAAAAAGACAUUAGCCAGAUCAGUAGUUGUUUACUAGGUACCAGGAGAUGUAUUGAUUUGCUCAGGCAGUGAAACCACAUCCGGAACAGCAGCUGCAAUUGGAGUCACCACCUGGUUAAGUUUACAAUGAUCCACUGUCAUUCUCCAAGAUCCAUCUUUUUUUUGCACAGGCCAGAUAGGCAAGUCGAAUGGGGAUGUGGUGGGAAUCACCACCCCUGCAUCCUUCAAGCCCUUGAUGGUGGCAGUAAUCUCUGCACUACCCACCCGCCCCCGCCAGCAGUAGAAGACUCUGAAAGUGGCGUUUACAUGCGAUUCAUGAGGUCACACAAGUGUUAUGACAUUGUUCCAACCAGUUCAAAGCUUGUUGUCUUUGAUACUACAUUACAAGUUAAAAAGGCCUUCUUUGCCUUGGUAGCCAACGGUGUUCGAGCAGCGCCACUGUGGGAGAGUAAAAAGCAAAGUUUUGUAGGAAUGCUAACAAUUACAGAUUUCAUAAACAUACUCCAUAGAUACUACAAAUCGCCCAUGGUACAGAUUUAUGAAUUAGAGGAACAUAAGAUUGAAACAUGGAGGGAGCUUUAUUUACAAGAAACGUUUAAACCUUUAGUGAAUAUAUCUCCAGAUGCAAGCCUCUUCGAUGCUGUAUACUCGUUGAUCAAAAAUAAAAUCCACAGAUUGCCAGUUAUUGACCCUCUCAGUGGGAAUGCACUUUAUAUACUUACCCACAAAAGAAUCCUCAAGUUUCUCCAGCUUUUUAUGUCUGAUAUGCCAAAGCCUGCCUUCAUGAAGCAGAACCUGGAUGAGCUUGGAAUAGGAACAUACCACAACAUUGCCUUUAUACAUCCAGACACUCCCAUCAUUAAAGCCUUGAAUAUAUUUGUAGAAAGACGAAUAUCAGCGUUGCCCGUUGUGGAUGAGUCAGGAAAAGUUGUAGAUAUUUAUUCCAAAUUUGAUGUAAUUAAUCUUGCUGCUGAAAAAACAUACAAUAACCUAGAUAUCACAGUGACCCAGGCCCUGCAGCACCGGUCACAGUAUUUUGAAGGCGUCGUGAAGUGCAAUAAGCUGGAAACACUGGAGACCAUCGUGGACAGGAUAGUGAGGGCUGAGGUUCAUCGGCUGGUGGUAGUCAGUGAAGCAGAUAGUAUUGUGGGUAUUAUUUCCCUGUCCGACAUCCUCCAAGCCCUGAUACUCACACCAGCAGGUGCCAAACAGAAGGAGACAGAAGCCGAGUGAUGCUGCGAGAGCAGACGCCCUCGAGGAGAACGUGAACAGCGCUCCAGGUCGUGUUUUACCUCUCCAACACUGACCGCAGUAGGAGAGUAGAAUGGUUAAGAAUGUAUAUCAGGGUUUAGUGAUGCAUCUUUUUUUUUUCCAGUGAUGUUGAAACUAAGCAUAAAAAAAAGAAAGAUUUUAUGUGCUUGAAUUCAGGCUUGCAUUAAAAGACUAUUUCCAGACCUUAGUCUGAGAUUUCAAAUGCUGUCUGUCAUAAAAGUGCACUGUGUCCUGGAAGUCUUAUUUCCCAUUUCAGAAGGUCCGCUGGUGUGCAGCAGGUCAUGUGACAUAAGGUGAGCGUGUGGCGUAGUCAGAUCAUAGUGCCUUAUGUCAGAACACAGCAAUAUGUCAUCCCAGCUGGGGCGCACUGGUAGGCAGCUGCUGGGCGGUGGACGUCGCAACCUCUUACCAAAUCAGCUUGUUCUCAUCAGACUUGUCCAAAAGCUGUCAUUUGAAUAUAAGUAAUGACUUUAAAACUUCAAUGGUGGUUUUAUGUUUAAAUGUUCUGUUCUGAACUACAGUGUAAAACAAAACUGCUUUUAAAACAGCUUUAUUUAUUUUUACUUUCACACCUCUCCUGGUGGGAAACAUCACCGUAUCCAGUAACAAACUAUUGAUUGUUACUUUAAAAGGACAAAUUUCUCAUUAUUUCACUUUGAAUCUGGAAGGGGUGUGAUUUCUAAAUAGCCACAGGUAGGUGGUAAACAUCAGCGUUUCUGGAAGCCCGUACAGGAGCGACUGCGGUGAGGUGAAGGGCGCCGGUGAGGUGAAGGGCAGCCGGUGAGAUGGAGGGCAGCCGGCCGGCCGUCAGAGGACGUGGCGGUGGAAAGGCGUCUGUUUUUUCUUCUGUAUUGAAAUGUAAAAUCAUGAUGUUUGUACGAUUGCUGACGCGAUUUUUCUUUGUAAAUUUUAUUGUGGCACAUACAGUAUUGUCAUACAGUUGAAGAGACACAAAAAGUGGCCUAAUGUAAGUGCUUCUGAAAAUGUUGACACUGUAUAUAUGAGUGUAAUUUGGUUUUUUUUUUUGGUUGUUGUUUUUUUUUUUUUU